Molecule: messenger RNA, 1323 nt
Organism: Elgaria multicarinata webbii
Lineage: Eukaryota; Metazoa; Chordata; Lepidosauria; Squamata; Anguidae
Gene: SLC38A8
Product: solute carrier family 38 member 8
Exons: 10
Coding region: 1-1323 (440 amino acids)
Biological process (GO): amino acid transmembrane transport
Molecular function (GO): L-amino acid transmembrane transporter activity
Source: RefSeq, a predicted model, not a curated record
AUGGAGGAGUUGGCUAGAGAGAGCAUCAGCUUGUUGGCCAAGCCUACUUUGGAGUCCGAUAGCCCAAGUCUCUCUUCGGCUGGGGCUGUCUUUAUCAUGCUGAAAUCUGCCCUGGGAGCAGGGCUCCUCAAUUUCCCCUGGGCGUUCAAUAGGGCUGGAGGAAUCGCCCCCUCUGUCCUUGUGGAGCUGGGUUCUUUGAUCUUCCUGAUUAGUGGCUUAGUGAUCCUGGGUUAUGCAGCUUCCAUCAGUACCCAGACGACGUAUCAGGGCGUGGUGAGAGAGAUCUGCGGGGCUGCCGUUGGGAAGCUUUGCGAAGUCUGUUUCAUCCUGAACCUCUUUAUGAUCUCAGUGGCCUUUCUCAGAGUUGUGGGAGAUCAGUUAGAGAAAUUGUGUGACUCUUUCUACCCCAAUGAAACCCUGAGCGGAGGGGCUUCUCGCCAGCACUGGUUCACGGACCAUCGCUUCACCUUGUCUGCCCUGUGCGUCCUGGUGAUUUUCCCCCUCUCCAUCCCAAGGGAAAUUGGAUUCCAGAAGUACACGAGUAUUCUUGGUACCUUGGCAGCUUGCUACCUGAUGCUUGUCAUUGUCAUAAAAUACUACCUCCGAACCGAUCACGUUGUCAAGCAUGAACACCACCGUUCCCCUGGGGCUUCCUCUUGGGCCUCAAUGUUCAGCGUUAUUCCGACAAUCUGUUUUGGGUUUCAGUGCCACGAAGCCUGCAUCGCCAUCUACUGCAGCAUGAGCAAUAAGAAGCUCUCCCACUGGGUUGUGGUGUCUGUGAUGUCCAUGCUGUUCUGCUUGCUUAUUUAUUCCCUGACAGGGCUUUAUGGCUAUUUGAUGUUUGGUGCUGAUGUUGCAGCUGACAUCCUGAUGUCCUACCCAGGCAAUGACGUGGUGGUCAUCAUCGCCCGGCUCUUGUUUGGCAUCUCCAUCAUCACCAUCUACCCCAUUGCCCUUCUCCUUGGAAGGUCAGUCCUGCAGGAUGUCUGCUUGAGUUCCAAGCACAGCUACGUCUUGACAACGGAGCCCUACGAGAAAUGGUUGCGUGUCCUGCUGACGACCGUGUGGGUCGUAGUAACGCUGAUCAUUGCCUUAUGCGUCCCAGACAUCAGCAAAGUCAUCGGCGUCAUUGGAGGCAUCAGCGCUUUCUUCAUCUUCAUCUUCCCAGGGCUGUGUUUAGUCUGUGCGAUGGAGACGGAACCUAUCAAGCCCAGGACUAAGUCCUGUCUAAUUACCUGGGGAAUUGUCACCGUCCUUUGCGGCGCCUUCAUCUUUGGACAAAGCACAACCAUCGCUAUCAUGGAAUUGUUACACAAGCUGUAG